UACAUUGCGCUAGCCAACCUCGGAAGAACGUUAUCUUCGAGAUGCCGUGCUGAGCCGGGACCUGCACUCGAUGACGAUUUCUAACCACCAGAGAGACCUACAUAAAUACGAUACGGUAGAUGCCUAGAUCUUCAUCACACUUCGAACUCGCGUAGCAUUCGCCGUUGUACACGAGCUGCAGUCUCAAUCAACCUUGGUAACCCUCUCCUCAAGUCGCCCCAAUCCACGAAACCCCGCCCCCUCAUCAUGGCUCCCCCCUCCGAGAUCCGAGCUGUCGUCAUCGCCAAGCCCGGUGCGGCCGAGAUCAAGACCGUGCCGCUGCCGCGUCUCCCUGAUGACUACAUCCUCGUGCGCACCACGGCCGUGGCAAUCAACCCGACCGACUGGAAGCACAUCGACGGCGGGGCAAUCAUCGGGGGCGUUGUGGGGUGCGACUACGUCGGUGUCGUCGAGCAGGUCGGCCCGAAGGUGACCAAGCAGUUCGCCAAGGGCGACCGCAUCGCCGGCUUCGUGCACGGGUCCAACAAGGUCCGGCCUGAGGGCGGCGCGUUCGCCGAGUACAUUAUCGCCAAAGGCGACGUGCAGAUCAAGGUGCCCGAGAAUCUGAGUGACGUGGAGGCGGCAACGCUCGGCGUCGGCGUCGCCACCGUAGGCCAAGGUCUUUACCAAGCCCUGAAGCUGCCUCUGCCCGGUAGCAGCGCCGCUACCUCGGCGGGCAGCGAGCCGCGCGAGAUCUUGAUCUACGGCGGCAGCACCGCCACGGGCCUGCUGGGCAUCCAGUUCGCCAAGCUGUCGGGCUACCGCGUCGCCACGACGGCCUCGCCGUCCAACUUCGACUACCUCAAGUCCCUGGGCGCCGACGGGGUCUUCGACUACCGCUCGCCAACCGUCGUGGACGACAUCCGGGCGUGGAGCAAGGACCCGGACGCGCUGACGCUGGCGUGGGACUGUAUCGGCACCGCCGACUCGGCCCGCAUCAGCGUUUCGGCGCUGAGCAAGACGCGCGAGGGCCACUACCGGGCGCUGCUCGUCGUGCCGGACGCCGUCGUCGCGCAGGCGAAUCCGAAGGUGGACAACGGGGUCACGCUGGCGUACACCGCGCUUGGCGAGGCCUUUGAUAUGUGGCGCGUGUUCCCGGCUGUGCCGGAGGAUCUGGAGUUCGCCAAGGCGUUCUGGGAGCUCGCGAGGGAGCUCUUGGCGAGCGGGAAGGUCAAGCCUGCGCGGGCGGAUGUGAAUCGCGGCGGGAAGGGGUUUGAGGGGAUCCUGGUUGGGUUGAAGGAGCUGAAAGAGGGAAAGGUGAGCGGCACGAAGCUGGUGUACACGCUCUGAGCGGUCGGUUGUUGAGUUGACGGGUUCGGUGUGUGGCGGGAAACGCUUAUGAUGAGACAAUUUGCCGCAAAGAUGCUCUCCCAGGUAGCAUGAUGCACUCAGUUUCUUAGGAUCCGGUGUUGGACCAUUGAUAUGUCCGUGAUUGAUGGGUAUCUCGGAAGAAGGAGUAAAAAAGAAAAAAAAAAAGUUCAUGUACAAGACAGGCGCAAAGUCCCAGAGCCACCGUGUUUGGAUCAACGGUGGUUAUCGUUCUGUGUGCGUGAGAGGCGAGAUGCUGCCACACGCGAGGUGCCCGAUUGCAGCAGGUCUGCGAUGACCUGCCGGAGAAGUGCCUGGUGACCGGCGGAGAAACGCAUCUUGACGAACGGCUUCACCAAGGCGCCGCAUUCAAUGGUCGAGAUAUCGACCAGCUCGUAGUGAUCGCCCCCGUAGACCACGUCUUGCGACUCGGUGCCGUCCCUGACC
This is a messenger RNA of Thermothielavioides terrestris NRRL 8126, 1794 nucleotides long. RefSeq lists its product as uncharacterized. The transcript has 2 exons. Lineage: Eukaryota; Fungi; Ascomycota; Sordariomycetes; Sordariales; Chaetomiaceae. Gene Ontology annotation, molecular function: oxidoreductase activity, acting on NAD(P)H. The record is from RefSeq and is a predicted model, not a curated record. The coding region runs from base 247 to 1329 and encodes 360 amino acids.